AUGAGUUCGAAUUUGAAAGCCAUGUUACUCGCCAACCUUUUGGGCUUUGCUUCGGCUGCAAGCUUUGGUUUUGGCCCCGAGAACCAAACUCCCCUUCUGGGAACCGGUUCUUCUCACACCCGGCGCAACAAUGUCGUCUUUAUUCUCACCGAUGACCAAGACCUACACAUGAACUCACUAGAUUAUAUGCCACAUUUGCAGAAGCAUCUUGUUGAUCAAGGGACAUUUUACAAGCGUCACUACACCACCACUGCUAUCUGUUGCCCGGCACGCGUGUCUAUCUUGACCGGCAAGGCGCCUCAUAAUACCAACGUUACCGAUCUGACUCCUCCAUAUGGCGGUUAUCCCAAGUUCAUCCGGGAGGGACACAAUGACAACUACUUGCCAAUCUGGGUACAAGCUCAAGGCUACAACACGUACUAUGCCGGAAAGCUGUUCAACUCUCACGCCGUGAACAACUACAACGAUCCAUUUGUGAAGGGUUGGAACCAAUCCGACUUUCUCCUCGACCCAUAUGUUUACAUGUACCUGAAUGCCACAUUCCAGCGUAACCACGACCCUCCAGUCAGCCAUGAAGGAGAAUAUGUUACCGACGUCCUUGCUAGAAAAACUCAGGGUUUUCUUGACCAGGCGCUCGAAGAGGAUGCUCCAUUCUUCCUUACCAUUGCCCCAAACGCACCACACAGCAAUGUCGACGCCAGCUUUGCCAAGAUCAACUUUACCGACACUCCUCGAAACUGGACUUUCAAGAUGACCACUCCCAUCCCUGCCCCACGUCACGCACACCUUUUCAAAGACGUGGUCGUUCCACGAACCGAAAACUUCAAUCCCGAUUCCCAGAUCGUGCCGAGUUGGAUCCGUGACCAGCCCAAGCUCACACAGGAGAACAUCGAUUGGAAUGAUGACUUCUAUCGCAAUCGUCUGCGCGCUCUUCAGGCAGUGGAUGAGCUGAUUGACGAUGUUUUCAAGAAGCUUGAAGACGCUGGUGUCCUCGACCACACCUACGUCGUCUACACCACCGAUAAUGGGUUUCACAUUAGCCAGCAUCGUUUGCAGCCUGGUAAAGAGUGUGGUUAUGAAGAAGAUAUCAACAUUCCACUCAUCAUUCGAGGACCCGGUGUGCCAGCAGGCUCCGUCUCGGACGUCAUCACUACACACGCCGAUCUAGCACCGACUUUUUUAUCUGUCAUUGGUGCACCUCAACGAGCAGACUUUGAUGGAGUUGUCAUCCCUCUCACGGCAGAGGAACAGUCUGAGGCUGUGGGAAAACGGCAUGAACAUGUUACUGUCGAGUUUUGGGGGAUGGCCGGAUCGGAGGGCAAGUUUCCCUAUCAUGACAAGGAGGGCGAGAGUUUCUUCCUGACAAACAAUACGUACAAGUCAAUUCGUAUCGUCGGUAAGACAUACAACCUGUACUACUCUGUUUGGUGCCAUGGAGAACACGAACUGUACGAUCUACAGUCGGAUCCCGGUCAGCUACGCAACCUAUUGGAUACAGAAGCCCCGCAGCCAGUUCAACUGUUAGGGUACCCGCUCGAGUCUGUCGUUGCACGGCUUGACGCUCUUCUCCUGGUGGGAAAGACUUGCAAGGGUCUUGUUUGUUCUCAACCUUGGAAGACUCUUCACCCGCAAGGAGAUGUUAAGACAUUGGAAGAUGCAUUAAGUCUUGAGUUUGACGAAUUUUAUGUAAAGCAGCAGCCCAAGGUGUCUUUCGGCUGGUGUGCAGGUGGGCAUGUGCUCGAUGCUGAAGGCGCGCAGUUUGAGAAGGAGGGAUUAGCUUACUGGCGCCCAGAUUGGAGUAACUGGGUGUAA
Molecule: messenger RNA, 1812 nt
Organism: Fusarium poae
Lineage: Eukaryota; Fungi; Ascomycota; Sordariomycetes; Hypocreales; Nectriaceae
Exons: 2
Coding region: 1-1812 (603 amino acids)
Biological process (GO): phenol-containing compound metabolic process
Molecular function (GO): arylsulfatase activity; glycosaminoglycan binding; N-acetylglucosamine-6-sulfatase activity
Source: RefSeq, a predicted model, not a curated record